This is a messenger RNA of Drosophila obscura, 1377 nucleotides long. It is a transcript of the gene Spt3, whose product is annotated as transcription initiation protein SPT3 homolog. Gene Ontology annotation, biological process: transcription by RNA polymerase II. The record is from RefSeq and is a predicted model, not a curated record. The coding region runs from base 83 to 1240 and encodes 385 amino acids. The transcript has a single exon. Lineage: Eukaryota; Metazoa; Arthropoda; Insecta; Diptera; Drosophilidae. Gene Ontology annotation, molecular function: protein heterodimerization activity; transcription coactivator activity.
GCAUUUGCAAACUAUCGGCCAACAGCUGUUUGAGUGUGAAAACAGAAACAUUUGUAAAAUUUGUUUGUAAAUAAAAAAAAAAAUGAAUCACAAUGCAAAACGCGUAAUGCGACAGAAUUCGGUAUGCAUUUUGACCAACGACUUGGCCUCGUCGCCGGUGAUGCUAGCACCCACACCGCCCUCGGCACCCACCACACCACAGCUGCAGGUCGUGGAGGACAUCAAACCGAUUCAGCGCCAGGUCAUCCUGCUGCAGAGCGGAAACAUAGCUCAGACCCCGGCUCCGCCACACGGUGCUGCGCCACAACAUGCUAACAUGGCCGCACCCAGUGCCGUCAAUGCCAGCAGUGCGGCUAACCCUCCGGUACAAGACGAUGCGCCCGUGUCGCUGCUCACAGAGAUUGCCGACAUAAUGCGCAGCUUCGGCGACAGCGAUCAGCCGCGCACGGCCAGCGUUAAGCUGGUGGAACAGAUCCUCCAGCAGCAGCUGAGGGGCAUCUUCAACGAGGCGUCUCUGGUGGCAAUGCGCCGCAAGCAGAAUCCGUGCCCCUCGCAGGCGGACUUUGAGUUCCUCAUGCGUAAUCAUCUGGUUAAGAUUGCCCGCAUGCGGAAGCAUCUCAAGGAUAUGCGUAUACUGAAGCGAUUCCUCAGCAUUAGGACGGGCAGGCCGCAGGACUUUAUGGACGACCUGGAGCAGCAGGAGGAGGAUGAGGAACUGGCCAUCGAAGUGCACGAGCUACACGAUGAGGACCGCAUGCGGCGUCUGUUCCGCGCCGACCGCAUCUCUCAGAUUCUCACGGGCCAGCAGUACCUGGAGUUCAACGAGGCCCGCAAGACCUCCUUCUACUGCCGCCACGGCGAGAAGAUAAAGAACAAGUUUCGACGCUUCCUAGACCUGCCCGCUGAUCUGCGCAUCCCCACGCCCACCAUGAAUAUCCUGGCGUAUCUGGCUCACGAGACGAUUGCCGCCAUUGUCGAUUACUCCAUUCUUACGCGCCUCAACUCGGACAAUCGCGCCACGGAGCCUUACAGUCGGGUGACCUCCGCCGGUGGCAGUCCUGCCAUGAUGCAUGUGUGUCCCGAGGUCACUCAGGGUCGGGGCAUGGAGGUGGUGAAGCCCAUUAGCGUCCAGGAAAUACACGAGGCCAUGCGUCGCUUCCGGCAGAUGAGUAGUCGCAAAAUUGGUCGCUAUCGCAAUUCCUGCGACAUCGAUUUCAGAAGAAGUUUCCUAGCCAUUUAAAAACUGUUAUGGUAGACGGCCCAAGGAUAGGUAUUUUAUUGCUUCAAUAUCAAAACUUGUACGCUCAAUUUUACUGGAAUAAUAAUCUUUAAGGGAAAUACAUAAUAAAAGAUACUCAAGAAAGUCCUUGCAACUUC